Molecule: messenger RNA, 2023 nt
Organism: Sabethes cyaneus
Lineage: Eukaryota; Metazoa; Arthropoda; Insecta; Diptera; Culicidae
Product: zinc finger protein ZFP2-like
Exons: 4
Coding region: 81-1949 (622 amino acids)
Cellular component (GO): nucleus
Source: RefSeq, a predicted model, not a curated record
UUUUUGUGAUAUUUCCUUUUUUACGGUAGAUUGUGUUAUUUUAAAUAUUUUCACUUCAUAGUAACAUACAGCUUAUCAGCAUGAGUCUGAUGAAGUGUGAAGUUUGCCCCUUUGAGAAGCAAGAGAUCAAGUGCAAAAUCUGCGAGGACACCGAAGGAGCCAUGCAGUCCAUUUUCUGCGAAUCCAGUGAUCAACGAUUACUAGAUAAGAUCACCAAAUGUACUGGCAUUAAGUUAAAACCUGUCUGCGGUAUGAUAUCACCUGUUUGUGAAUUCUGCCGUUGUCGGAUUGAUCAAUUCGACGAUACAUUUCAACCACAACAGAAGGAGUAUGUGGUAGAGAAGGUUCGAACUAAUUCCGAUACCCCGGACGAUGAUCCUUUCAAUUGCCUGGAUUUGGAUGUUAAAUCGGACACUUCCGAGCUGCUGCACAUUACAGAUGAAAUUAAAGAAGAAGAUCCUUGCGAUAACGGAGACAUACGCGAAGUAGCAAUCGAAGCAGUCUUACAGAAAGCAGUAAAGGAAGAUUCCGUUAGUCCAGUAACAAACCAUGAAAACACCAGGCAAGAUUUUACUGAUAUGGACGGUUUUCUGGAAGAAGAUGAAAACCAUGAUGUAAUAUAUGAGAAAAGUUUAUUAGUUGAGUUACCACACAGCAAGCCGAAGGAAAAAAUUGUUGCAGUAGAUCCGGAACAAAGUUUGCCGAAAAGACCAACUAAAUGCAAAAUCUGCGGAAAGAGCGUCAGUUACUUGAAAGAUCACAUGCGUUUGCAUGAUGAUCAAAAGAAGUUCAAGUGUCCGCACUGUGACAGAUCUUUUACUCAAAGUAAUAACUUAAUUUAUCAUGUUAGAAAACAUACCGGAGAAAAACCUUUCCCUUGUGAUAAAUGUGAUAAAAGUUUUAUUUGUAAGUCACAUCUGCUAUCGCAUAUGCGUUCUCACGUUAACGACCAGCCGUUUGUAUGCGAAUUUUGCUCUAAGCGUUUCAAUCAGCAAUGCAAUUUAACAAAACACCUACGUAUUCAUAGUGGUGAAAAACCUUACAAGUGUAAAUUCUGUAACAAAGCAUUCAUGAAUCUUUCCAAUAUGAAAGCACAUGAAAUGCGACAUAUAGGUGAACGGAAUUUCACCUGCAGCGUAUGUUCAAAAAGCUUUUAUGAUAACCACCAUUUAGAGCGUCAUUUGACAACCCAUUCAGCAGAGAAGCAAUUUAAGUGCGAGCUAUGUCCUAAAGAGUACAGAACGGCUAACGCACUCAAGACUCAUGUUAAUAAUUGCGAACGAUUGCAAGGCGCACUGACGUGCGAUAUCUGCCAGCAGCCGUAUGCAACGCAGAAGCAGUUAGCGCGACACAAGAAGGAACAUGUUGAUGCUCAGACUCAAGGACUGUUACAAUGUACUAUGUGUCCAAGAACUUUCAAAAAACCAAAACAUCUAGAAAAACACUUACAACGGGCACAUAUAGAUGAGAAACCCGCUAGAAUAAAAAUUGAUCCCAUAGCAGUUCGUCGUCAGCUAGAAGCUGGUCUUACAAAACCUUACCGUUGCGAUGUCUGUUCUAAGCAGUACGAUACAUCUUACAAGUUGAAGGUUCAUCUUCGAUUGCACAUGUCGACCGAUAAAAUGUACAAAUGUGAAUGGUGUUCCCGUUCCUUCAACCAAAAGGACCACUUGGUCACCCAUACACGCAUUCACACUGGGGAAAAACCGUUCGCAUGCGAGUACUGUCCGGAAAUGUUCAUCCGGCGUAACGAACUGAAGAACCAUCAAAAGGCAUUUCACAGCGAUCAAGUGGCGAGUUCGGAAAAGUCACAGCAACAGCCAAGCGGCAAACAACAACAGCAGAAUCAAACAGAAAUCGUUCUCCUGGAACACAAUCUGCCAGUGGCUGCAGGGCUACCCAACGAGCCUAAUCAGUUGGUAAUUAAGUUUGAAAUUAAGAAUAUUUAAAGUGAGGACAGGUGAGAGUGGCCGAACUGCAGAAAGUGUAACAUAAAUCGUUUAAAAGUAAAUGAAAUAGAUUA